Messenger RNA from Pseudophryne corroboree (corroboree frog), 3136 nucleotides. RefSeq names its product E3 ubiquitin/ISG15 ligase TRIM25-like. Gene Ontology annotation, molecular function: protein binding; zinc ion binding. The coding region runs from base 463 to 2019 and encodes 518 amino acids. The record is from RefSeq and is a predicted model, not a curated record. The transcript has 3 exons. Lineage: Eukaryota; Metazoa; Chordata; Amphibia; Anura; Myobatrachidae.
CAGAGGGGGGCAGUGCAUGCAGCAGUCUCUCCUUCCACUCUCAGAGGUGAGGACACAGGGUGGCUAGAUCCCUGCAUGCGUGCACCACGGUGCUGUACAUGUGUCUGUGACCGGGGAACACGUGAGGCCUGCACCAGGGGACCCCCAGCCAGGUGAGCCCGGGAAACCUCUUCGUUGGGAGGCUCCGGCAGCAGCGGAACAGACCAAUCGUGUGCCGAGUGUCUCCUCUACGUCAUCACGAGGCGUCGGUCCCGAGGCCCAGCUCAGAGACCCGCGCGGGGAGAGAGAGAGAGGGUGUGUUCCUUCUAUGGUGCCCUUACAACGUUAGCAGGGAAUUAGUCAUUGCCUACCUGGAUGACCUUCCUCUCAUGGCAGCUAUGGGGGCCACCCCACCAAUGUGUGUUGGUUCCGGUAUGGAGGCUCAUGUAUCGGUGAUCACGGUUCCAAAAUCUAAACUAGGCAAUGGAGUCUGCUGACCUGAAAGAGGAGCUGGUCUGUUCCAUCUGCCUGAACAUUUAUACAGAUCCUGUCACCCUGAGAUGUGGCCACAACUUCUGCCGGGGCUGUAUUAAUCGUGUGCUGGAUACACAGGAGGAAUUGGAGGUUUAUACCUGUCCAGAAUGCAGAGCAAAGUUCAAGAAACGUCCUGCACUAAAGAAAAACAUAACCCUGUGUAACAUAGUGAAGAGUUUUCUGUCCACUCGUUCAGAUCAGGAGGAGCCUGGGAUCUUCUGCACUUACUGUGUGGACUCUCCUGUACCUGCUACUAAGUCUUGUCUGCAUUGUGAGGCUCACCUGUGUGAAAAACACCUGAGAGUGCACAGCAAGUCGGCCGACCACGUCUUGUCUAAUCCCACCACUUCCCUUGGGAAGAGAAAAUGCUCCGUUCAUAAAGAGGUCUUCAAGUAUUACUGCACCGAGGACUCUUCCUGUAUCUGUGUGUCCUGCACUGUGGCUGGAGAUCACAGAGGCCACCAGGUGGAGAUGUUGUAUGAGGCCUCUGAGAAGAAGAAGGAGAAGCUGAGAGAUUAUCUGCAGAAACUGACCACAAAGAGAGAGGAGAUAGAAAAUAGAGCCCAAAGUUUGCAGGUGCACAGAAGAAAAGAUCUGGAAAAAGCAGCUGCUGUAACUGAGAGAGUCACUGCCCUGUUUAGAGAUAUCAGGAGACAGCUGGAUGACCUGGAAAAGAGAGUCCUGACUGAGAUCUCCAAGCAGGAAGAGCGCGUUUCACUCUCAGUGGCGGAUCUGAUCCAGAAGCUGGAAACAAAGAAGGAGGAGCUGUCCAGGAAGAUACGUCACAUUGAGGUGCUAUGUAACGUGUCUGAUCCAGUGAAUGUCUUACAGGAACCAGACACAGGGGACUUGUGUGAGACUCAGAAUAGAAAGAGACAUCAUACACAGGUCCAUGAUGGAGGAGAUCUGGAUGUGGGUCUCAUCUCAGGGACAUUGCACACAUUGUCUGAUAUAAUAGCUGGUAUAAGUACUGGGGUCUAUGUGCAGGAACCGGCCCACAUCUUACUGGAUGUGAACACCGCCGGUGAUCUUGUACAGAUAUCAGAUGACAAUAAAGUUGCAUCCAGAUCAGACGUAACCCAGAAUCGUCCAGAAACACGAGAGAGAUUUCAAUAUUAUCAAGUAUUGAGCAUCAGGAAAUUCUCCUCGGGGCGACAUUACUGGGAAGUGGAUGUCAAGAAAUCAGAGUACUGGAGGGUGGGGAUGUGUUAUGCCAGUAUGGGCAGGAGAGGAUAUCAGUCACACGUUGGAUAUAAUAGCAGGUCCUGGGGUCUGAGGAGGUAUGAUACUCAGUAUACAGUGAUACAUGACAAUGAAUCCAUCGAGUUACCUUACAACAUCCCCUGUGACAGAGUGAGGGUAUUUCUGGAUUACGAGGCUGGGCAGCUGUCCUUUUACUCUCUGUGUCACCCUAUCAGACACUUGCACACCUUCUACAUCACCUUCACUGAGCCCCUCCAUGCUGUUUUAGGUGUAUGGGGGGGUUGUUUAAAGUUAACUUGGUAAUCGGAGACAUGCUCAUGUUAUAAAACACCCAAUGACACCUCGUCACGGCUCAGUCUUGUAACCGUGUGGUCUUUUUACUAAGCCUUGGACAGAGAUAAAGUGGACGGAGAUAAAGUAUCAACCAAUCAGCUCCUAGCUGUCGUUUUUUCAAACAAAGCCUGUAACAUGGCAGUUAGGAGCUGAUUGGCUGGUGCUUUAUCUGUGUCCAAGGCUUGGUAAAUAGACUCCUAUAUGUCUAAUGCAGCCAGUAAUAGGUGGACUCUGCUAUACCUAAUAACAAUGUUCCUGUACCUGAUAAUUAUAUAGAAAAAGGAAUUUUGCCCCUCAGGUCAUACACAGAUGAGGGUAACAAGCCGGACGUUAGCGCUCCUCAAGGCGAUUUCUCAGGCUCUAAUAUGACAUAUUUUCAUCUUAUAAGAUGUUUCAGGGCCGAGGAAUCUUAUGUCCCCCAUUCCUGGUUCCUCUAUAGCAAAUGUUCUGAGAUCUGUGCACAGAACCUAAUUCCGCUGCCCCGAAGUCUCCUCCUGCAAUGUAUAUAACUUCUAACUGUAAUACUCUAUGCAGUGACACGGCUGAUAACAGAGAACAGUAGCUGGCUUGAUUUUUUUUAGAUGUCUCCCAAAUCUAACACUAUCGCUAUUGAGCCCUUGGGGCCACGUCACUGGCCGGCCAGCCAGCCAAAUAAAUGAACACUUCGUCACGACCCCUUCAGUGCCACCGUUUCAACCCCCUGUUUUGAAACUGCUGCAGAUAGUUCCGGACUUUGGCACUGAAAUAUGGCGCCAGUCUCUGCGCAUUAGGUAGCAAAGCACGCCGGCACUCUGGUCACGGCCUUUUACUUCCUUUUCUUCUCCUUAUGGUGACGGCACCUUGAAUGUCUCACCCCAGAGUAGAUGUCCGGUCAGACCGUGCCUUGAGUCUUUAUUUUAGGUCAUUCAUGCUGAGCCUGAUUACUAUUGUAUCAAGCUAACGCCUUAUGUGUUCAUAAGCAUCUUCUGAUUAGUUUUGUUGCAUUUGUAGAACUACAAAUUAGUUAAUGGGCAAAUUUGUUUUUUUGUUAACCUUAUGUUCAUGUGUUUUAAAGUAAAUGGUUCAGCAUUUGCUGCUCCUCACGUUU